AUGUACUUGGACACAGCAAAGGUACAACAGAAACCUCAGAUGGCGUUGGCAGAGGCCAGGCACGGCUCGGUUCUGUGGAUGGCAAUUGGACCCCAGGCGAUGGUCUUCGGCAGCUCCGUUCUGCGGGAGGUGCCCAACUUGAGUCUUCAGGUCAGGGCGGUCGAUACCGUCGACGACUCAGAGGUUGCAUUGGAGAGCCUGCUUCGGCUGGUUCGACAACAGACGUACACCAUGGUAGUACUGGACCACGUGGAGGGGCUCGCCCCGCCGCCGCGACCACUGCCGCAUCCUGCAGCCAGGGGUAUGGCACGCCUGCCACCUGCGCCUCCGACGGUGGCGGUGCAAGGUGGGGCAGCAACAGCAGGAAGAAUAGAUGCCUCGAUGGCGGCGCGGGAGCCUGCCGUCGUAGCAGCGCCAGUGGCGAGGGGCCCUGGUGCUGCAGCGCUGACAAUGACGGCUGCAAAGGGUCAGCAGCACCAACAACUGCAGGUGUAUCAGCGGGACAGCCUUUGCGCGUCGAGCACUGGCUACGGUUCGUCCACCAACGCUGCGUGGCACUAUCAAUACCACCACCAUCGAUCCCCACAACCACUCGAUGCUGUCUCCUCUCCGCUCAACCUCAAGGCCUUUGGCCUUCCCGCCCACGUCUUCUACCCCAAAACUCAAUUUUUGCAGUUUCUACACAACGUGCUGCCGCUGCUGAUAGAGAGAACCCUGGCGGAUCUGUCGGCCAGCUGCGGGCCCGACCUGCGGACAACCACCCUCGUCAUAAACUCCUACCCAUUCACCCACCCAUACCUGUGGAGAGAGCGGAUAGAUCGGGUGGCCUCGGUCUCCAGCAGCCUGGCGAAUGCUGCGGGGGUCGGCGCCCGAAGCCGCUGGGCACGCCGCGCCAUCCUGCGCUACGCUGCGGCAACCUUGCAUGUUACGCCAGAGGGGGGCGAGGCCGCCGCGGCGGCGCCGGGAGCAGCCACCGGAAGCGCGGCUGGGGCGGGAGCUGUUGCUGGGGCGGCGUCAGGACAGGGUGCCCCUGUCCGCGUCCUGCGUGCGGUGCUGUCGCGCGGGGGCCUCACGGGGGAGGAGGACGGACCUCUGCGCACUUGGUCGCUCACUACCCCCGUCCGCAGUGCGUUGCCGUCGCCACCGCGGCGUCUGGGCGAAGUUGAGCAAUGGCUGCAACUCUUUGCGGCGUCCCAAGGGGCGUCGAGCGUCUGGGUAGGCGCCGGGGCACGCCUGGACAGCUGGCGGGGCUUGUCCGCACAGCAGUCCAUCGGAGCCCCAUCUUCCAAACGCUCGACAGAAGCUAUCAACCACGUCACGCCGGGCCAAGCGCUGGAAUCGGUUGUGACGCUAGCUCUCCAUGACUCACAACAGAAGGCUCUACGCGCCCGGGCGCUUCUGGAGCGCUUCAUGGAAAGCUUUGACACCACACCACCCGCGUCGUACAUCAGGAGCGUGGGAGUGCCCACAGCCAUGUCCUGGAUGAGGCGCCGGGGGCCCGAUGUACCGCAUGCUGUACUGUACCGCCUGUUUAGGCAACGCCAGUGGCUAACACCGUGUAAGCAACAUCAUCCGCGUCAGACGCUACGAAACCAGGUCCAGUACCAACACCAGAGCCAGAUCCAGAACCAGAACCAGCAGCAGCAGCAACAGCUUGCGAGUCGUCGCGACGCUGCAGCGCGGGCCGCCGCCGCCAUUGCCGCCGCAGCCGCGGCCCGCAGAGCAGACAUAGAGGAUGCCAGCGGCGGCGGCGGCGAGGACCGGUACUCUGACGAAGGUGAUCGUCUGGGGUCGCAUUCGUACGCUGGCCCCGGGCCAGGCAGCAGUAACGGCAGUAACGGCAAAAGCAUCACCAGGGGUCGGUCCGCACCGCCGACGCCGACGCGGCUGCUGCAGCACCCCCUGGCAUUAUCCCCGGAGCGAGUACGGCGGUGGGUGCUGGCUGUUCACCCCGGGCUGUUGUUCCUGAACAAGCCGGCGGGAGUCCGGGUGCAUGGUAUGGCCGCGGGCGACGAGGCAGGUCGUGGCGCUGGGCGCAGCGGAGACCGGUCGGGAGUUGGCGGCGGCAUGCGGCCGCCUGCUCCGGUGACGUUGAAUGACGUCAUGCAAGAGGGGUUACGUUUUGGACAGUGGGACGAGCCCAGACUGGUGCACCGGUUAGACCAGGCGGCCAGUGGUGUGAUGGCCCUGUCCAGGGAGCGGCGGGGUGGGGAGGACAGAGACCCGAACGACGAGGACGAGGAGGCGGGCGGGUUCGGCGGCAGGGGCGGUGACCCGGCGCGGCGGGGACGCGUCGGUCCCGGGGGGCUUGCUCUCAACCGCGACGAGCGAGUUGGACGGGACGGGGAGAUGCCCGCUAUCCAUCGAACCUACUGGGCAUUCCUGGCUGGUGAUUUGCAACCCCGGCAGAGCGGGCGUGUCAGUCUGCCGGUGGUGGUCGACGGCGUGUUAUGUCCGGCGGUGACCGCCUACCGUGUGAAGGCCACUGGAUGCGGAGUCAGCUGGGUGGAGCUCACGCCGGAGACAGGUCGUCGCCACCAGCUGCGGAUCCACUGCGCUCGGAAGCUUGGUGCGCCUAUCAUUGGUGAUGGGCGGUACGGCUACCGCGGCCUGCCGCCCCGCCUGGCGCUGAGGGACCACCUGCCGCCCGAGUGGUGGGCGCUGCUAGGGGAUGACCCGCGGGUCGUUCGGAGGAGCCGGGAGGCCGCCGGGGAGCCAGAUCCGCUGCCGGCGCCUGUGCUGCUGCACUCUCGGGAGCUGGUGGUGAAGCGUCCAGGGAAGGCGGCGCUGGGGGCUGUGGCGCCUUUGCCCCUUUACAUUCGGCAAUUAAUUGAGGCAGCUUGCUGGCCACUGCCCAGCGUGGGCUGA
Volvox carteri f. nagariensis is the source of this 2868-nucleotide messenger RNA. It is a transcript of the gene pus7, whose product is annotated as pseudouridine synthase mitochondrial precursor. The record is from RefSeq and is a predicted model, not a curated record. Gene Ontology annotation, molecular function: pseudouridine synthase activity; RNA binding. The transcript is spliced from 15 exons. Gene Ontology annotation, biological process: pseudouridine synthesis. Lineage: Eukaryota; Viridiplantae; Chlorophyta; Chlorophyceae; Chlamydomonadales; Volvocaceae. Bases 1 to 2868 code for a protein of 955 amino acids.